This is a messenger RNA of Acipenser ruthenus (sterlet), 2100 nucleotides long. Its product is annotated as lipid droplet assembly factor 1-like. Lineage: Eukaryota; Metazoa; Chordata; Actinopteri; Acipenseriformes; Acipenseridae. The record is from RefSeq and is a predicted model, not a curated record. The transcript has 5 exons. Bases 524 to 1030 code for a protein of 168 amino acids.
ACGUUUUUGCGAUUUUCAGUCGUCUGUUUGCCAGAUUCCAGGUUGAAUGGGUUGAGAUUGAGCAGAGCUGUGAUAAUAGUGUCAAUAUAUAACCUGCAGUACGGCAAUAUUUUAUUUAGAAUGCAUGUCACAUACAUCGUUGUAUAAAUCCUCAAAUCCUUACUUAUCUUGUAUCUGCUGUUUUAAAAAUGUUGUUGCAUGUUCAGUUACGAUACCGAAGCUGGUGCGAGCAAAUCUAUUUCCAGGACCAAAGGGGUUAAAAUCGUGGCUGCACGGUCUCAAGUCUGGUAAUAUAGUUAGAUGCACUGGCAGCCCCCAUAGAAAUACAGGCAGACGCAGAAAGAGUUAUUUACACGUAAAAUAAAACAGCAAGACAUAUCUCCCAGUUUCAACAGAAACGCGAGCCAAAGCACGGAAGCGAAAAAAAACAUUAUGCAAAGGUUUCGGUAAUCCUGGGGUGCAGAAGAGAUUUUUAACGGAUGGAUGUUUGUUUCCUCACUCAUAGUUCAUUCGUUUUCAAACAAUGUUGGAAAGUGGAGGCAUUUCCUUACCCAAGGACAUGCAGGAGCUACAGAGCCUGCUAAGUGCAAUAAUGUACACCCUGAACAGCAAGUCAAAGCUUGCAGCUAUCAGGAGUACCCCAGUGGGACAGUACCUUGAUGGCCACCCCUUUUUUGCCCUGGCCCUGCUGGUGUUUGGUGCCAUGGCAACAGUACCCAUUGGCCUCUUCCUGACCUUCGCUAUUGUCACGUUUGUGACAGCCUCUGUUGGGUUUGUCUUCCUGCAAGGUUUCCUGCUGUCGCUCGGUGGAAUAGCCCUGCUGUGUGUGCUCUGUGGUCUCGCCAUCAUUGCCUUCGCUGUGUCUGUCAUCCUCCGUGCCUUCUACAUCACAUCCUCCAACGUGCUUGACUAUUACUACAGCCGCCGAUCAGCCCACAUGAAGCAGGACACCAUAGGAAGCUGUCCAGGAUGUGAGAGUGAUGCCUCUUCCUGCCCCAACCCAAGUUUUCAGAAACAGAAAGGACAGUAACAGCAGAGCCAGGAUGCUUUCCCACACCUGCUAUGAGAAAAACAACAACACAUUUAAAAAAGCACUGAGCAUGAAACACAUAUUUGUAAUGUUAUCAGCAGUUCUGUAGUGUAAUAUUUACAUGCAGUUGGGUUAAAUUUAAUAGCACAUUAUCCUUUCAUAUAUAUAUAAUUUGUUCUACUAUCCGUUUUGAGUCUGCUUUGUGUUUAAGUUUAAAGAAGGACUUGCAUCUCCAUUGAUUAUUAUUUAGCAAAUUCAUAUAUUUCAGUUAUUGUGAAAAAAUCCAUGUUUGCAUUAAUUGUAAUUAUACCCACAAGCACAUUAGUUGAAAUAAUUGCUAUAUAUAUUUGUGUAAUCCCCUUAAUUAUUUCUUGUUCCACACCCAUCACUAAGAAGCCACCUAGAAUGUAUGCCAAACUUUAUAUACCUUAUAGUAUUAUUUAAGCAAAAUACCCAAAACAGAAAAUUGUUGUGACUUUUCUGUCAAUGAAGAUAUGGAAUGUGCUUGUUUUCCCUUUUAUUCUUCUACUGGGGAAAGCAGUUUCCCCCACUUUAUUCUCCUGGAGGUGUGAAAGGAUGUUGCUCCCAGUUUCUGGUGAUCAGGUCUCAGGCAGGUUUUCAGGGAUUAUUGAAUUUUUCUUGGUCUGUUUGGAAGAUUUGUGGAGAUUGACACAUUAAUCUGUUAAAGCUAAUAAUAAGAUUAUGAAUAAGGUUAUGGAAUGUGGUGUUUUACUGCCAUUGCUAUCUGUUAUUAUGAAGGCUAAUUAUCUUUGCAUUACCUUGUUAAGUUUUGAUCUAACUUUGUACUGGAUAGCUUGUCCAUUUUAGCUACCCUCCAUACGCCCAAAAUUAAUGCAUUCCUGCUUUGUACCCAAAAUUAUUAUUCCUACUGCUUUCUCUAAUGUGGUAAAGUUUUGAUAAAGUAAAUAUAAUUAAAAUAGUACUAUUGUCUGUCUUUGAAUGUAAAAAAGAGCCUUUCUAAAUAUUCAUUAUUAUGCUAUUAAAUAGUAUUCUUCUGCAAACAAUUUGUAAGAUGUUUUCUUGGACAAUAAAAGUUUAUUUCCAUUCUA